CGGCCACCAUGUCCGAGCGAGGCGGCUUCUAUAAGCAGGACCUGAACAAGACGGUGUGGGAGGUGCCCCAGCGCUACCAGCGCCUGACCCCGGUGGGCUCGGGCGCCUACGGCUCGGUGUGUUCAGCAUAUGAUACCAAAACAAGACAGAAGGUGGCAGUCAAAAAGCUUUCCAGACCUUUCCAAUCCCUUAUUCAUGCCAGAAGGACUUACCGGGAGCUUAGAUUACUCAAGCAUAUGAAACAUGAGAAUGUUAUAGGAUUACUAGAUGUUUUUACACCUGCAGCAUCAAUAGAAAAUUUUAAUGAAGUGUAUCUUGUCACAAAUUUAAUGGGUGCUGACCUGAAUAAUAUUGUGAAGUGCCAGAAAUUGACAGAUGACCAUAUACAGUUUCUUAUAUACCAAUUACUUCGAGGGCUUAAGUAUAUCCAUUCUGCUGGGAUCAUUCACCGGGACUUGAAGCCUAGUAACCUAGCUGUAAAUGAAGACUGUGAAUUAAGGAUUUUAGACUUUGGUUUAGCCCGGCAAACUGAUGACGAAAUGACAGGCUAUGUGGCAACACGAUGGUACAGAGCCCCAGAAAUCAUGUUGAAUUGGAUGCAUUACAAUCAAACAGUCGACAUUUGGUCAGUUGGAUGCAUCAUGGCAGAGUUGCUGAAAGGCAAGGCCCUUUUCCCGGGAAAUGACUAUAUCGACCAGCUAAAACGAAUUAUGGAAGUUGUUGGGACACCCAGCUCGGAACUUCUCAAGAAGAUCUCAUCAGAACAUGCUAGAAAGUACAUAGAAUCUCUGCCAUAUAUGCCUCCACAGGAUCUGAAAGCAGUAUUUCGUGGUGCUAAUCCAUUAGCUGUGGAUCUCCUUGAAAAAAUGCUUAUACUGGACAGUGAUAAAAGAAUAACAGCCUCGGAAGCACUUGCACAUCCAUACUUCGUACAAUAUCAUGAUCCUGACGAUGAACCAGAAGCAGAGCUGUAUGAUGAGUCCAUAGAGAAUAAGGAACGGGUUAUAGAUGAAUGGAAAGAACUUACAUAUGAAGAAGUGAUCAGCUUCAAACCUCCUGAUUUAAAGAUGGAUAGCCUUGAAAUUGAACAGUGAAUCCAUACAGCUGAUUCUUGGGCCCUGCUGUACAUCGAAGACUACUAAGCACAUAACAUUUCAGUUUAAUUUCGUAUACUCCAAGCAUUGACUUUACUAUCCAAAGAUCCUGGAGGAACUAUAGAAAUGGUAAUAAAUAAUGCUGAAGAAAUUAUCUGGGAGUGCAUUUUGCCUUGUACUGCGAAUGUAACAUUAAGACAUUCUGACAUAUGAUGCACUGAGGUUGUUUUUUAACUGUAUCUUCUCUGCAUGUCUCAUUUUAUCAGUUGUGAUGCCAAAAAUGAAGGUGGUUUUUUAA
Messenger RNA from Euleptes europaea (tarantolino), 1392 nucleotides. RefSeq names its product mitogen-activated protein kinase 11-like. NCBI's taxonomy places the organism in Eukaryota, Metazoa, Chordata, Lepidosauria, Squamata, Sphaerodactylidae. The transcript has 12 exons. Bases 9 to 1094 code for a protein of 361 amino acids. Gene Ontology annotation, biological process: intracellular signal transduction; protein phosphorylation. Gene Ontology annotation, molecular function: ATP binding; MAP kinase activity. Gene Ontology annotation, cellular component: nucleus; cytoplasm. The record is from RefSeq and is a predicted model, not a curated record.